CCACAUUCUUCCCGUGCUGCCUCUCGUAGGCUCUAGGCGACACUGUACGACGUUCUAUUCAUUGUCUUCCUUGAGAUAGGGUGACCACCAUCAUGACAAGUCGUUUGAAACGCAAACUGAACGACCUUGGUGUGGAUACCGCGAGCUCGAAGGCAAACGAGAACUUCUGCUUGAUUGGAACGCCGCUGCCGCCACUCGAGAAGUCGAAAGAUAUCGGCGAAUUUGUUCCCUUAUGGAAGCAAGACGUCCGCGAUGAGAAGGGACGGAGGCGGUUACACGGAGCGUUCACGGGAGGCUUUUCGGCUGGGUACUUCAACACCGUAGGCUCGAAGGAGGGAUGGACGCCGUCGACGUUCGUGUCGUCAAGGAACGAGCGCGCCAAGAAGAAGGCAGCUCGGCCAGAAGACUUCAUGGACGAGGAGGACCUGGCGGAGCUGCGUGAGAGUCGGAAACUUGUAGACGAACAUGAAGAGAUGGACUUUGGUGGCACUGCGGCAGAGAAGAGGACAAAGGCUGGCGAGGCAGGGGAUGAAGACCCUAUCACUUCCGUUCUCGCCGCUACACUUGUGCCUCCACCCAAAGACUCGGUCGGCGCGAAGAUCCUGAAGAAGAUGGGUUGGAGGUUGGGACAAGGUAUCGGCCCUCGCCUAACGUAUGCACAGAAGAGAGCCCAGGACGCCGGCUUCAUGGACCCCUCAAAGGAAGUCAACGGGGAUGAGGAGGAUAUCGAAGAGGCUAGGAAGCACCUGUACCCCCGGAAGGACGCCCCAGUCGUGAUCUAUCCUCGAAAGGAUAAUUUCCACGGUUUAGGGUACGCACCGGGGCUCAGUCUCCACGAGAGUGUCGGUGGAGAACGAGGAUCAACGGGGCCCAACAUCUCUGCUGGUUUUGGUUUGGGAGCCCUGAACGAUGCAGAUGAUGACGACCUUGACAUUUAUGAUGGUGGCCCCUCCGGUCGUAAUCGUAUGGCUUAUGACAGUAGUCUGGGCGAUGACGAUCAUUAUAUUACCGUCGGGUCCAGUGCUUCUCGGAGGCGAAAUGCAAUACAGGAACCUAGUGUACCCCCAGGAAUAACUCAGACCUUCAACGACGGAACUCCUGUCCUGAAAGGCUUUGUCCUCUCUAACAAGCCAGUCUCUGAGGAUCGCUGGUUCCCGCUCCCAAAAGUUCCUCCAGAUUGGCGACCCGAUCCUUACAGGGUCUGGAAUCAAGACAAAGGCAAGGAAAACGAGCCCUCAACGGAGCAUCCAGCACAGUCCACACGCUCUCACGUGGAAUGGAAGGCCAGUCAGCUAUCGGCCGACCAGCGAGGCUCAAUGCUAGGCGAGACCCCUCUACCGGCGAAGACGCGGUCGGUAUUCGAGUUCCUUUCCCAGAAGGACCGCGAACGCCUCCAAUCCCUCCGCAAGGCACGCGCGGAAGGCGCAACCUUACCUUCGACGAAUGCUAGCACUCCUCCCCGUCCUCCCACCCCCGGUCCCCAGCCUCAAGCCCCCAGCGGUAUACGCAUCCCGAAUCUCCAUCCAUCCAUUGCGAAGGCUGCGCUCUCUGGUUUCCAGCCGUUCACCGCCGACCCACUUAAGCAGUCGCGCUACACCGCCUUCCUCACUUUCCUCUCCGACCCCUCCCUUGCUGAUUCACCCGAGAAGCUCGGUUUUGGUCGCUUCCCGCACCAAAGUGUCGAUGAGUUCAACAAGGAGCUCGAGGACUACGCCAAGUCAGCGACGGUGUUCAAGCCCCUCUCCGCCGCAAUGGCGGGCCGCUUCCGCUCGUCCGCCGUUGUCGAAUUAGGCCCCAAUGUCGUCGAGGGCCUCCACCAGCCGACAUCCUACGCGGAGCAUGUACCCGAGGAAAAGGGCGAGGAGCCCCUAGACAAGGAGGAGGGGGACCCGAAGAUGGGCGCGGUGCGACUGGGGAUGUACGGCCCACUCACGAGGGAGACGGUGCCUUGGCACCCCGCGAAGCUGCUAUGCAAGCGGUUCGGGGUGAAGGAGCCGGAGGUAGACUUGACGGAGCAAGCGGGCGCUGCGUCAGCGGGGUUCGAGUUCGCCACGGGUGCGGCCGCGGCAGCGAAGAGGGACGCGGGAGGAGCCGCCGGUUCCUCCACGGACGCAGGUCCUUCGUCUGCUGCGCCGAUUGCGAUGAUCACAGCGUCCGAAAGCGUAGAGGAGCUGAAGAGCGGGCCGAGGAAUUUAGCAAACAUAGGGUUAGGAGAGGACGAGACGCAGGGUAGAGACAUCCUGACGUACCAGCGGCCCGCGAUGGACGUCUUCAAGGCGAUCUUCGCGAGCGACGAUGAGGAUAGCGACGACGAAGGCGAGGAAGCGAACGACAAGGCGGAGCCGACAUCCCCGCCCUUCGACAUCCUCGCCCUUGCGAAGCUGAAGGCCGAGCCUUCUGCAUCACCCGCGCCUGUGGCGCGGCCUAACGAGCCGUUAGAGCAAGUCGACCUCGCGACGUUCAAGCCGACAUUCGUUCCACGCUCGGAACGCGAGUCGCGCAAGGACAAGGACGGGAAGGGCAAGAAGAAAGAUCAAGAUAAGAAGGCAAAGGCGACCCUAGUCUCUUUCGACGCCGAGGACGACGGGAGCAUACCCAGCUUCGGGCCCGCGCCGCCCAAGGAGAAGGAGAAAGAUAGAGAGCGCAAGAAGAAGAAGCGGAAGGAAAAGCAUGGGGAGGAUGAAGACGAUAGCAUGUGGGUGGAAAAGCCUGCGCCGGAGGUCGUCAAGAACCUCCCAAUGCCUACGAGCGCUGCUGCUGGGGUGGGGAUGCAAGUCGAUGGAGAUGAGGCGGGUCCGCAGAGAGGGCGGAAACGCGCGAUCGACUUUAUGUAG
This is a messenger RNA of Dichomitus squalens LYAD-421 SS1, 2834 nucleotides long. RefSeq lists its product as uncharacterized. Gene Ontology annotation, biological process: mRNA processing. Bases 93 to 2834 code for a protein of 913 amino acids. Gene Ontology annotation, molecular function: RNA binding. Gene Ontology annotation, cellular component: nucleus. The record is from RefSeq and is a predicted model, not a curated record. NCBI's taxonomy places the organism in Eukaryota, Fungi, Basidiomycota, Agaricomycetes, Polyporales, Polyporaceae. The transcript has 8 exons.